Messenger RNA from Eurypyga helias (sunbittern), 1633 nucleotides. RefSeq names its product proprotein convertase subtilisin/kexin type 1 (gene PCSK1). Gene Ontology annotation, biological process: protein processing. The transcript has 9 exons. Gene Ontology annotation, molecular function: serine-type endopeptidase activity. Gene Ontology annotation, cellular component: Golgi membrane; trans-Golgi network. The annotation marks the transcript as partial. The record is from RefSeq and is a predicted model, not a curated record. NCBI's taxonomy places the organism in Eukaryota, Metazoa, Chordata, Aves, Eurypygiformes, Eurypygidae.
ACACGGAACCCGGUGUGCAGGAGAAAUUGCCAUGCAAGCCAACAACAGAAAAUGUGGUGUCGGAGUAGCCUACAAUUCCAAAGUUGGAGGUAUACGUAUGCUGGAUGGAAUAGUCACAGAUGCUAUUGAAGCCAGUUCAAUCGGUUUCAAUCCAGAACAUGUGGAUAUUUACAGUGCAAGCUGGGGCCCUAAUGAUGAUGGUAAAACUGUGGAGGGACCUGGGAGGCUGGCGCAGAAGGCUUUUGAGUAUGGGAUAAAAGAGGGCCGAAAUGGGAAAGGUUCCAUUUUCGUCUGGGCUUCUGGGAACGGAGGCCGUCAGGGUGACAACUGCGACUGUGAUGGUUACACUGAUAGUAUCUACACUAUCUCCAUUAGCAGUGCUUCUCAGCAAGGCCUUUCUCCGUGGUAUGCAGAGAAGUGCUCUUCAACUCUGGCCACAGCAUACAGCAGUGGGGAUUAUACUGACCAAAGAAUUACAAGUGCUGAUCUUCACAAUGAAUGUACAGAGACUCACACUGGGACCUCUGCAUCUGCACCACUGGCAGCAGGGACUUUUGCUCUAGCCCUGGUAGAAAAAGCAAACCCAAACCUAACAUGGAGGGAUAUGCAGCACUUGGUGGUGUGGACCUCAGAAUACGAUCCACUGGCUGGAAAUCCAGGCUGGAAAAAGAAUGGAGCAGGACUGAUGGUCAACAGCCGGUUUGGGUUUGGACUACUCAAUGCCAAUGCAUUGGUCGAUUUAGCUGAUCUCAAAAGAUGGAAGGGUGUACCAGAAAAGAGAGAGUGUAUUGUCAAAGACAAAAGCUUUGAACCAAGAUUAUUAAGAGCAAAUGAAGAAGUCAUCAUUGAAAUUCCCACAAAAGCCUGCGAGGGUCAAGAAAACUUCAUUGCAUCUCUGGAGCAUGUGCAGCUUGAGGCAACGAUUGAGUAUUCCCGUAGAGGUGAUCUUCAUGUUACUCUAGUGUCUCCAUCAGGGACCAGCACUGUCUUACUGGCUGAGAGAGAGAGAGAUAAAUCACCUAAUGGCUUUAAGAACUGGGACUUCAUGUCUGUUCACACAUGGGGAGAGAAUCCAACAGGCACCUGGGUUUUAAGAAUUACUGAUGUGUCCAGAAGAAUACAAAAUGAAGGAAGUAUUGUAAAUUGGAAAUUGAUUUUGCAUGGCACUGCUACCCAGCCUGAGCAUAUGAAGCAGCCACGUGUAUACACAUCCUACAAUGCUGUGCAGAAUGACAGAAGAGGAGUGGAGAAGAUGACAGACUUUGUAGAGGACCAUACCACACAGGAAAACCUGAGUGAAAAACCCCAAGUCACAAAAGAUACCAGCAGUAGCAGUGACAAAACAGAAGAUAAAAUCCCAUCAGAGGCUAUGCUACAUUUACUGCGAAGUGCUUUUAGCAGACAGAUGGCUCAGAAGCAACUGCCAAAGAAGACUGCAAGUGAAAAGUUAAAUAUUCCAUAUGAACACUUCUAUCAAGCCCUUGAAAAAUUAAACAAGCCCUCACAGUUGAGAGACUCAGAAGAGAGUCUAUACAGUGACUAUGUUGAUCUUUUUUACAAUGCCAAACCAUACAAACAUAGAGAUGAUAGACUGCUGCAAGCCUUGGUUGCUAUUAUAAGUGAAGGAAACUAA